AUGCACGCCAUGCGCGCCAUUGCCUUCUUCGCAGUUUCCGUUGCUGCUUUCCAGACUGGCCUGGAGGGUCACCUUGUGGAGCCCGCCCCGUUUGGAGCAGUGGCUGCUCGUGACGAGAGCUGUAGCAAGUUGCCUAAGCUCUGCACAGAUACGGUGCUGCUCCACGGUGGCCAGACGACUCUCACCUAUCUGUGUCCCGAGACCCAGGGUCCAACUGCCACUAUCACUAUCACCUCAACUACUACUCGUACCAUCACUGGCAGCGCCACCCAUGGGUCAUCUUCUGGUCAGGCUGGGGUUUCUGUCUCUGCCUGCGGUGAACUUACCACGACCACGGCAAUCCAGUCAACGACGCAAGUCACCGUUACAGAGAAGGUCAUCGGGGCUAGCACCGCUACCACACCUUCAAUCCUCCCGCCACCGGCUACCAUCACUGCUACUUUUACAGCAAUCCCGCUCUCCGAGCUACGACCGCCAUUCCCCAUCAAGCCAACGUGGUCUGAGUUCAAGAAUGUGUCUACCACAAGUUAUCCAACAGCUACUGGGGCGAGGGCACCCCCGGUCUUCAACUUGACCUCCCAAGUCGUCAACUUCACUUCUUUUGACUUGGUCCCCACCCACGCACCCACUAACUUGUCUUCGACUGUCUACGUUCCCUCGAUUACACUUGCUGUUUCGGUCGCCUACUAUCCAAACUCACCCACUAACAGCACCUCGUCUGGAAUUGGGUAUAACUUCCCCAGCUUGAAUGUCAUCAGGCAGGUCGAGUCUACUACGACUGUCACCACCACUGUCUCUGGCAUCACGACUGAGACAGGCAUGGCUGAUGAGAAUGGCGUAUAUUAUGUCAUGACGACUAGCACAGGUAUGGCUGGCGAGAAUGGUGUCUCUUUCGUUGCGCUAUUCCUCAGUAUGAUGGUCACUGCCUUCAUGUUCUGA
Bipolaris victoriae FI3 is the source of this 939-nucleotide messenger RNA. RefSeq lists its product as hypothetical. Lineage: Eukaryota; Fungi; Ascomycota; Dothideomycetes; Pleosporales; Pleosporaceae. The record is from RefSeq and is a predicted model, not a curated record. The coding region runs from base 1 to 939 and encodes 312 amino acids. The transcript is spliced from 2 exons.